CCCCCUGACAUUUUCUUUCUCUCACAAAGAAAACCAAAUCACUAAACCGGAAAAAAUGGCUGGAGGUCUCGGGAAAUGCAGCAAGAUCCGUCACAUUGUGAGGCUAAGGCAAAUGCUUCGACGGUGGCGCGAUCAAGCGAGGAUGUCUUCUUCUUUCAGCCGUUGUGUACCGUCGGAUGUACCGUCAGGACACGUGGCGGUCUACGUAGGAAGCAGUUGUAGGAGAUUUGUGGUGCGCGCGACGUAUCUGAACCAUCCUGUCCUAAGGAACCUUCUUGUUCAAGCUGAGGAAGAGUUUGGUUUCGUUAACCAAGGUCCGUUGGUUAUCCCUUGUGAAGAAUCGGUUUUCGAGGAAUCGAUUCGGUUUAUAUCCCGGUCUGAUUCGACCCGGUCAAGACGGUUUACUUGUCCCGAUGAUUUUCAGAAGAAUUGCCACGUGGUGGGAAUCAGAAGCAAGCUUGAUCUAUGGAUCGAAUCUCGACCGUUACUUCACGGCGUUACUGAAAAAGCCGUUUGGUGAUGUCACUUGACGGCGUUCGUACGUAUAGAGUAAAUAGACAAUAAAAUGAGAGAGCCGAUUCUGACUCGGUUUGACUCGGAACGAGUUUACGAGCCGAAAAUGUUAUUGGAGACAAUUUUGCGGCUGAGUUUGACUCGGAUUCUUUUUUUCUCUAUUUCUUUAUUGGUGAGGCGGCGAGUUUUAUUGGUGGUGGCUCGGAGAUGGCCGUGAAAGGUGGGUGAGUCAUUCUACCGAGUCGUCCCGGGUUCGAAUAUUCGUUCAAGGACGUAGUAUGGAAGUAAAUGUUAUUCAAAUUGGUUGUAAAUUUCCAUUAAAUUGGAGAAAUCAUUAUUGUUGGAUAAAUUAUAAUAUUCUAACAAUCAACUUGUAUAUUCCAUUGCAUUGGUAAUUAACAUUAAUCUUGAUUUAUAAAGGGAUGGAGCAAAAGAAAAUAAAAA
Molecule: messenger RNA, 957 nt
Organism: Arabidopsis thaliana (thale cress)
Lineage: Eukaryota; Viridiplantae; Streptophyta; Magnoliopsida; Brassicales; Brassicaceae
Product: SAUR-like auxin-responsive protein family
Exons: 1
Coding region: 56-520 (154 amino acids)
Biological process (GO): response to auxin
Source: RefSeq, marked reviewed